AUGAAGGAUGUUUAUGGCUGUAAGAUUACAUAUGAAACAAGUGAAAGUAGAAAUAAUAAUAUUAAAGUAAGACGCAAUUAUAAUGCAGAAAUAAACCCAAAGGAACAAUUUACAAUUAAACCAGAUGGUAAAGGAUCUUUUCAAACUGCUACCCCGAUCUCAAAUGAACUGUCAUUCUUCGGAGCAGAUUUGAGUAUCAAGAAUUUUCAAUUAAAAGCAAGCCAAGUCUUAAAGGUCUAUUCCGAGAAUCGAUUUGAACCACCAAGUGGUAAAAAAGUCUUUUGGGUAAGUAGUGAUCCUAAAGAUUUAACUACAAGUAAUGCACAACAAGUUAAAAAGAUCAUGCCAAUUGGCCAAGAUGGUUUGUUAAUUGCAAGUAGUAGUUCGGAAACAAAUACUUAUUCUUUCUAUAUUUAUAAUGUCCCUGAUGAAUAUAGCAUUGUUGAGUAUUAUUCCGAUUAUAUUGGUAGAGAAUUUAUUGUUGAUUCUUCCGUUGGAAGCUCAAAAUGGAUUGUUAUUUGUGGAUGUUCUGUACCAACAACAGUUGAAGGUACUUUAGUUGAAGCAAAUAAAUUGUUCACUGUCACAAAAAAGAUUAUCAUUCCUUUAGCAAACUUUGAUGAUACUCUUCCAACUCAAGUUGACAGAGUUAGUGCAUAUGAUCAAUCAUUAACAACACAGCCAAUACCUGACCCUACUUGGGAUAAAUGUAUCUUUCCAGCUUUAGGUUUCUCUCAAAUUACAAUUUCAGCUACAAAUCCAUGCAAAAUAUAUAACCAAGUAGAUAAUUCAAAUGAAAUUUAUGUAAUUAUAUCAAAUUAUCAAGAUUUCACUGAUGAGAGUGGAAAUGAUUUAGCACUAUAUCAACCAAUAGUUAGCUCAUCAUCACAAAAUCCGAUUUCAAUCAAAGCAAAAUCUAGUUCUAAUCUCAAAGUUAAAAUGUUCUUCAUAAGGCUUACCAGCAAUCAUAAAUAUGCGAUAUUAUUAAACGAAUAUGACAAGCAUUAUUAUUUAGAUGAAGUGACUGAAAAUAUGGAUAUAAUUUACUUAUCAUCAAUCAAAGUCAGAACAAACAUUCACAUGAAUCCUCAUAAUGAGAAUGAAUUCUAUGUCGAUGGAAAAGUCACCAAAAACAAAAAUAACAAUGAUAUUGCUGAAGGACAUUGCUUUAUAAUCAAUAACCACAAUUUCAAUUUCAUGGGAUUUGGCUAUAUUACAAAAGUAACAAGUACUGAUUCAUUAGAUGGAAAUGAAUAUCAUGGUGCGGUAAGUAUUACUAAUUUUGAGAAUGAUAAAGCAAAAACUAAAGAAGUAGGUAUAACUAUUCAAGACUCUAAAGUCACUUUAGGCUAUGGAAAAUAUACAACAAUGCCAUAUUAUAAUUUGCAAAUACCAGUUAAGGCAAAUGAUCGCAUUUUAAUGGAACCCGAUAAUGGAAAAUCAGGACUUAUUUCCAGCGAUCAAGAUCUAGUUCUUUUUGAUAAAGAUUUUCCUUCGGCAUUAGUAACCAUCUUCUUUUAUCCAAACAAUGAUAUAGAAUUGAGGACUCUGAAUAAGGAUGAAAAUAUUGUUUUUUAUUCAGAUGGAGAAUCGGCUGUUAGUGAAAAAUACUUUGUUAGAGUGAAUUUACAACAAGAUGUUACAAUUGCAGGAUAUGAGUAUGCAAAACAGAUAGACCCAUACACAAAGUCAGAAAUAUCUGCCUUAUCUACGAUUUCUGUAGAUUAUAAUUUAUAUAUUAUUACGUUUGACAUUCCAGCUGAUAAAAAGAUUUCAUAUGGAAUAGUCACAAAAUCAAUAACACCUGAUCAGGGUCAAAAUUACAACGAUGGAGAUGUACUCAAAACAUCUUCAGAUACAGUUCUAAUCAUGUAUAAUAGUGAUAAUGGAGAUUAUAUAUCAUGUACCGCUUAUGAAUUCACGAAAGUAACAAGGCCAUCAAAGGUGUACUACUGUUCAAUUCCAAGUGAUGCACAAUCUUUUGAUGUUGUUAUUAAUUCAUUUAAUGGGUAUUUCACAUAUGACAGAAGUCAAAUGAUUUAUAAUUCUGCUAUUUACUACGUUUUGUUCACCAAUGGUAAUGAGUUCACAAUUGGAACUAACGAUAAUUUUGACUAUGCGAUAAUAGAAGGAAAUUCAUUGUCUUUUCAGACUUAUAGAAAUGAAAUAACUUCUACAAAACCAUUUUUAUUCAAAUACUCCAAAGGUUAUGGUUCUAGUUCAAAGAAAUACUUCUAUGUUAAAUCAAACAAAGACAGAAAGACUGAAAUAAUUUCAUUUAAAGGUAAAAUUAUCUCAUCCUUUGCAAUGCUUAAGAACGGAAAGAAUCAACUCAGUGCAGGUCAAUACACGAUUGUUUCCGGAAUGAAAUUAGCACUAUUCCCAGAUGAACAAAGUAAGAAUCUUGUAAUUGGAAAUAAUGAAAAACUUAAUAUUUAUGCUGGUGAGAGAGAGUUAACAAUAACAGGAGAAGGAAAAAUUAAUGCUUUGAUUUAUCAAUCCUCCUUCCCAAUUGAGAAGCAAUACAUACUGAAAGGAAAUGCUGAAAUUAGAAUAUCUAACACUAUUAAUGGAAAUCCAGAAAUUUAUAUGCCAUCAAAAUAUUCAACAGUAAGUUUAAUAAUGUGUUCAUUUUCUGAUGAAUUCACUGCAUCUCUUGAAAAAAUCCCUGACAAAUUGGAAGUCACAUAUUAUAAGCUUGAUGGAACUGCGCAUAACCUACAAACAAGUAGAAGAAGUUUAGCUGAUUCCCACUUUUCAGAACCAUUAGUUGUACAAAUUAAAAACAAUUAUAACAGUGAUGAAAAAUUCAGUUUUACAGCGAAAAUCGUUACAAAUGAUGGAGAAAAUGGUACAUUCGUAUCACAAAAAUCAAUCACCUAUAUUGCACCAUCUUCAUCAAAACAAGAUGUUAAACCUCCUCAACCAACAACAAACACAACUGAUGGUUUAGUUGAAGGUAAACCUGGACUUGGAGGAGGUGCCAUUGCAGGUAUAGUUAUUGGCGUAAUAGUCGGAAUUGCUCUCAUCGCCGGAAUUUGUUUUGCAGUUUUUUAUAUUCACAACAAAAAGAAGUCUCAAGAGAGCGGCUCUGGCGGUGCAAACGUCUAA
Molecule: messenger RNA, 3111 nt
Organism: Trichomonas vaginalis G3
Lineage: Eukaryota; Parabasalia; Trichomonadida; Trichomonadidae
Product: glycoprotein 38 family
Exons: 1
Coding region: 1-3111 (1036 amino acids)
Source: RefSeq, a predicted model, not a curated record